Mycena citricolor is the source of this 1893-nucleotide messenger RNA. The record is from the annotation of a GenBank genome assembly. Lineage: Eukaryota; Fungi; Basidiomycota; Agaricomycetes; Agaricales; Mycenaceae.
AUGGGCUAUCGAUCAAGCUAUAUAACUUCUGCAAGGGUUCUUGUGCAAUCCGACCCCAACCCACACCUCGACCAGAUGCCUUUCUCUGUUCUAGGAUCAUGCGCAACUGCCUUCCUUGUGGUCACUGCUACCUAUCUCGUCAAGCGAGCACUCGACAGCCGCUCGCACGACGUGAAUCUGCUCCGCGGGCCUUCGCCCGCUUCCUGGUUGUUCGGCAGCCUCCCUGAGAUGUUUCUUCCGCACAACUACGGCGACCACGAAUAUCGAUGGGCAAAUGAAUACGGCGGGGUGUAUCGGCUGCAGGGUGUGCUCGGUCAAACACGUCUGAUGGUAUCGGACCCCGUGGCGCUCAAUUAUCUGCUCAAGAACGACGACGCUUUUUAUGCGCCGAUGAUCCUCGCCGUCGUCACGGCGCUCUAUGGCCGGCGGAAUCCAAUGUCGUUGAAAGACGAUCCGCACCGGAGGCUCCGGGCCGGUCUCAGCGUUGGAUUCACUCCAACUGUCAUCAAAGAAUAUUUGGACACCUUCAAAGCCGUGGCCUCUCGGAUCACCGACUCGCUUCUAGAACGCAAACAAGGCGCUGUAGUUGAUCUGAUUCCAAACCUCUCGGUGGCAACAUUGUCGGCCAUUGGACAAGCCGCCGUAGGCCGCUCGAUCGAGUCACUCGACCCUGAUCUGAAUGAAGCUGUUUUCAAUGUACUAUCGCUCGCGCCAAGAUAUGGAUACCCACAGUUCCUCAUGGAAGAGCUCGCAUCGCAUCUGCCAGCAUCCUUCCUUGACUGGAUGUUCAGUAACGCUCCUAUGCGCUUGUUCUCUAUGACCCGACAAACCAAGGCCCUUUGUUCGGACCUCGGCGAACAAAUCGUCGCGGAGUUGACCGCAAACAAGGAUACUGUCGAAGCGAAUCACUUGUUUGCAAAGAUCUUGGCCGGCAACUCAAGCAAAUCGCUGCCGACGGAUCUUCUCGUCGAUCAAACCAGUAUUUUGCUAAUCGCCGGCCAGGAUACGACUACGAACACUCUUGCGUUUGCCCUGGUCGAGCUUGCGCGGAAUCCUGCCCUGCAGGCUGGUCUCCGAGCUGAACUCCUCGACGCGGAGACCGAUGGUGGCUUUGACUCGCUGCCGCUGCUGAAUGCCGUGAUCAAGGAAACUCUCCGCCUGUACCCUGCCGAGCCCAUAUCUGAAAAAGUGGCGCUUGUGGACCUGACCAUACCACUUGGCAAACCAACGACGCUGAAAGAUGGGAGAGUCGUUUCAGAGCUCUUUGUUCGCAAAGGGCAAUACAUCGGCUGCGGGUUUGCAGCGUACCACCGGAGCCCGGACUGCUGGGGACCCCGACCCGAGGUGUUCGAUCCAUACCGGUGGGUCAACAAUCAGGUUAGCCCAGCGGGGGAAACGAUGGCAUCGAGCCCUUAUUCCAAUCUGUAAACUUGCUUUUCUGUCCCGAGUCAACAUUGAUGUCCUCUCAGACUGUCCUUCUCCAAUGGGCCGCACGUGUGUCUUGGGUAAGAGUCUGCCUGUGCCCGCGGUGCAACUGGCGUCUGACAACAUCUCCUCUCUCGCAGGUGGCGCUUUGCGUGAGUCCGGCAAGCUUCCUGCAUGGUUCAGUGCUUACGACGCGCAACUUCUCGCAACAGAGUACUCGAAAUGCAGGUGAUCCUCACAGAACUGGUGUCGAAAUUCGUCUUUUCCAUUCCCAGCGAUCCUGCGCUCCAGGUUCGUUGCCAAAUUACGAAUACCAUGCUGCCGAGCAACGAUCGGGGAGAGAAAGGCGCGUGGCUCUGCGUCGAACGCGUCGUCCAAUAGUGUGCUUCCGUUUUCUAUGUUGCGUGUGACGUCCCCGGACAGUUUGGAGUGCGCAGCGUACAACCGUACCCGUGAAAUAAGAUUCGG